This is a messenger RNA of Moneuplotes crassus, 2517 nucleotides long. NCBI's taxonomy places the organism in Eukaryota, Ciliophora, Spirotrichea, Euplotida, Euplotidae. The record is from the annotation of a GenBank genome assembly.
AGAAUAUAAUAUAAUGGCUGAGCAUGGCCCUCGGAAAGCCCUUGAUUUCUCAGAUCAGAGCGAAAUAAUAGAUACUUCUCAAAAUGCAAAGGCAGCUUUUGGUGUGAUUAAUGCAGAUACAUCAUGAAUCAAAAAGCUAGAGUAUAGCGCACAGAAAUAAAGAAAGGUCUCAUUCAAAUAAACACCAGGAGUUAAACAGUCAAAUAAUUCCUGAAAAAGGAAAGUCAGGCAAGAAGAGCUUCAUUGGGAACAACCGUCCGCAGGAAAUUGAUAACCGAAUCGAAGAUUUAGAGGAUAAUGAAGCUCAAGGAGUUUAUCAGAAGAUUACACAGAGAGAGUCAAACACUAAGACUCAUCUUUCGACAUCAGCUUCUUCAAAAACAGGGCAUACCAGUUCUAGUAACAUUGGGCAUUAUAUCCUUGGCAAAAGUAUUGGAAAGGGCACCUUUGGGAAAGUCAAGGAAGGUACCCAUAUUCUAACAGGCCAGAAGGUAGCCAUUAAAAUUUUAGAGAAGGAAAAGAUAGCAGAUUCUGCAGACGUUGAAAGAGUUGCUAGAGAAAUCCACAUCCUCAAAAUUAUUAGACAUCCUCAUUUAAUUCAGCUAUUUGAGAUCAUUGAGACUCCUAAACAGCUCUUUUUGGUCAUGGAGUAUACCGAAGGAGGUGAACUUUUUAAUUAUAUUGUUGCUAAGAGCAGACUUCGCGAGAAGGAAGCCUGCAAGUUCUUCCAACAGAUCAUAUCUGGUGUGGAGUACAUUCACAAGUUGAGAAUCUGCCAUAGAGAUCUCAAACCAGAAAAUUUACUUUUAGAUAAAAAUAAGAAUAUAAAGCUAAUUGAUUUUGGCCUAAGCAAUACUUAUAAGCAAGGGAGUACUUUAAAAACAGCUUGUGGGUCUCCUUGCUACGCAGCUCCUGAAGUUGUUGCUGGAAAGAAAUAUCAUGGCCUGAUGGUUGAUAUCUGGAGCUGAGGUGUUAUCCUCUUUGCCAUGGUUUGAGGCUACCUUCCAUUUGAAGACCCAGAUACAGGAAAGUUAUAUAAAUAAAAUUUUGGGUGCCAAUUACCAAAUUCCAGGCCAUGUUUCUCCAGAAUGAAAGGAUUUAAUGAGGAAAAUUUUGGAUACAAACCCCAACACAAGAAUAACGAUUCAAGAAAUAAGGAACCAUCCUUGGUAUAACCUUGCUGUCCCUGAUGAAAAAGAAGGGAUUAUUGUUGGGGUCAACCCCAUUCCAGUGAAUAAUAAAAUAUUAGAUGCCCUAGAAUCGUAUGGUUUCAAUUUUGAUCUGAAUGACUCAAAAACAGUACUAGGGAAGAUAAACCCAGCCAAAGUAUCUUGAAAAAUUUAUACAAAGAAGUGCAUUGAGUUAAACAAGCACAAUCAUUUCACGACUUCCUACUAUUUGUUGCUCAACCAGUGGGAACUCAACAAUGGAAAAUUGAAUAUCGAAAUCUCUGAAUCUAUGGACAGAUUGGGAAGGAAGACCUCAUUCCCAUUGCAAUUUAAGAGUUCUUGCAGAGGAAAUUCUGUUCAAAUCAAAGAUAAGAAUAAGAUAGAUCCCUUUGCACACCUGACUCCUGUAGCUCGCAGAUUUAUUGAAGAUAGUAAUAUUGUUACAAAUUCAAAAGCUUACUCUCAAAAUCCAAACAAUCGGGUGAAUUCGACUAGGAUUAAUAACAAACGAAGAAGCAAGAAACCGACUCCUAGUGACGUUUUUAGCACUGAGAAGAGCUCCUCACCUCAGAGCUCAGCUCGUAGGCCUGCUAUAAAUAACUACACUAAGUUCACAACCACUAUGGUGGGGUCUUUUAGGAAUAAAUCUGGAUAUUCAGCCCCUGACGCAAAGAGAAAUUCUGGAUAUGAUACUGCUAAAGGAUCAUUCUUUGACUCGAGAGGGUUAAAUGGUUCUACUAAAGGAGAGAAGAGAAGUUCACCCUAUUCUCUCAAGAGGAAGCCUCAGCUACCUAACGUAUCAAAGCAAAGGGUAGUAAUACGUUCUAAUAAUGAGAGAUAUCAUUACAGUCAAAAUUCUGCUUACCCUAAUUCGAUUGUUAAUCCGAAUUCUUCUAUAAGAGCUGGCAAUAAUAGUGCUAAAAGAGGGACGAAGAUUCAAAAUAAUUCCUUCCAGAUUGUGAAUAACUUUAUGCAGACUAAUUACAAUGGUUUUGGUAUAGGAAAUUUCAAUCAAACACAAGCACAGGCGAGGAAGACCACUUAUGGUUCGUUAGCAUACCCCUCAAAGAACAUUCAAAAGCCGCUGAACAUAGUCAAUUUCAACAAGAAAUCAAACUUGUAUAAUAUGAAGAAUUUAGGGUAUAAUCCUAACAUUUCAGUUGCGACCACCACCAAAGAAUCCCUUCGUAUUCACAAGAGCAAUAAGGCUGGAUCUAGCGAGAGACGAAGGGUUUCUGAUAGUGGCCAAAAAGAACGGUUCAACUGUGUGGGGCAAUUGUUUGGGAAGCAAUUGGGAAAUCAUGAUAAAAAGCCUUCUGUGUCAACCCAUCAAAAAAUCAGAAGAUAG